Molecule: messenger RNA, 567 nt
Organism: Danaus chrysippus (African queen)
Lineage: Eukaryota; Metazoa; Arthropoda; Insecta; Lepidoptera; Nymphalidae
Source: the annotation of a GenBank genome assembly
AUGACCGGGCACGGAGUGCGAAAUCACAGGCAAUCAUUUCACCCGAAGACAUCCGGAACACUUCAAAAACCAAAGUACUGGAAAUUAAUAGACUGCACCCAAAGCCCGACUGGACUCCCAAAUACAGUUGGACGACAGAAAAAAAUCCACAAACUAAGGGAAGAGCGCAAACCCCGCAAAUACACUGAUACAACCAAAUACAGAGAACCCCACAGAGCAGCACGAAGAGAAGCGUGCCUCGCUCGUAAUGUCUGGUACCGGCACAAGUGUGAACAUCUAGAAUCCCUCUAUAACAAACAUGACGCAUUUAAUUUAUAUAAAGUAAUAAAGACCUUUCUAGGUAGUAAAAAGUUCACAAACCAUAACGUGGAUGAACAAAAUGUACCAAUCAUGGUUAUAUACAGGAAGAAACAGGUUUGGAAGCAAUAUAUUACAUCCAUGUUUGGUGACGAUACACGGAGUGAAUAUGUACCUUAUGCCGCGAACGAUGGAUACUCUAUUUUACCAGAGGAAAUAGAGAAGGCUCUAGGUAAAGCCAAGACUGGAAAAAUCACAUGGACCAGAUAA